Messenger RNA from Geosmithia morbida, 3465 nucleotides. RefSeq names its product Histone deacetylation protein Rxt3. The transcript has a single exon. The record is from RefSeq and is a predicted model, not a curated record. NCBI's taxonomy places the organism in Eukaryota, Fungi, Ascomycota, Sordariomycetes, Hypocreales, Bionectriaceae. The coding region runs from base 1 to 3465 and encodes 1154 amino acids.
AUGGCGCCGCCCUCGAACUCGCCCUCCCAACCGGGACCGGAAAAUCCUCAACACCAUGCGCCGCACCCUUCCAUGACCCCGUACGGCCCUGCGCAGCCACCGCCCCGGGCACCGUCCCUGUCCGUCGGACUCCCUUCGUCCUUUGCCGGCGGCCGCGAGCUGCCUGCGCUCACGUCCGUCUCCCGCCCGGGCCCCAUCGGGGGGUCCAUGUCCAUAUCCGCCAUGCUAGGCGGGCCGCUAUCCUCGUCCUCGUCUUCGGCACCUCCUGCGAGCCGCGAGCAGCUGCCGACAGCAUACCCUGCCGCCGCCGUCUCUGGCUCGGCAGGCGUACCUCCCAGCUACGCGCCCGCCCACGCCUCGCCUCGCAUGCACUCUGCCUCGGCCGACUUCUCACCCUUCCGUCGACCCCAGACACCUCCCGACCACGCACGACCCUUUGACCACCACCGCGGCAGCGCCGUACCCUCGCCGCGAGGCGGCCCUCCGUCGUACGCCGCCACGUCCGACGUGCCUCGCUACCCCACCCCCCAUGCUCCAUACCAUGCCCGCCAUGUGUCUGCCUCGGCCGACCCGUCCAGGGACCCGUCGCGCAUGUCCAUGGCAUCUGCGCAGCCUCCUAGACCGAGCAGCCAGCCCAAGGCUGCCGCUUACCCCGGCCCGCCACCCCCCCCCCUGGCAGAUCACGGUCGUGGACCGCCCCCCCAGGACGAUGCGCGGUUCGCGCCGCGCCGCGACGAGCUCAACCAUGACAGGACCGGCCUCCGACCCUCGUACUACGACGACCGCUACCGGGCCGAGCGCGAGCGCCACGCCGAGAUGGAGCAGCAGCAGCGCGAGCAGGAGAGAAGGGACUACGAGAGAAGGGAGCGCGCCUACUCGGGCGGCCACCCUCCUCCUCGCCCCUACGACCUGGGCCGUCACGAGCUGCCUCGGACCCAGCCACAGCCGCAACAACCGCAACCGCAACCGCCACCGCCACCGCAACAGCAACCGCAACAGCAGCAGCAGCAGCAGCCUCCGCCGCCUCAACAGCAGCAGCAGCAGCAGCAGCAGUCCUACCGACGCGACGCCGACUGGGGACGCGCGCCUCAGGACAACAGCUUCCGCGCCCCGAUGGACCAGCAGCAUCGCCAGCCCCACGAUUACCCCACCCCCCAACCGUAUCCUCCGCCUCAGGCUGGCCCGCCUUACCAGCAGCAGGGCUCUCCCGACAGAUAUACCCAGGGAGCCUCGCGACCGCCACCGCCGCCGCAGCAGCAGUCAGGGCCUCCCGCUCCCGGACCGUCCCAGCACCAGCCCCAGCCGUACGACUCGCCCGACCGCGCGCGUCUCAACAUGCUGCACCCCCAGCACCAGCCCCCGCCGCACCACGCACCGCGGUCCAGGCUGCCCGAGAAAGCUCCUUCGGCGCAGCAGCACCCCUCGUCAGCCCCAUUCAACACCGGUGUCGCCUUUGACGCCCCGCGCCACAGGAACGGCAACGACCAGGCAGGCGGCCCCGGCGGCCUCGGUCCCCAGCGCAACCUGUUAGCAGUCCAGCACGAGAACCGUAAGGGACGCCUGUCGCCGCUGCCCCAGGCCGUCCAGGGCGCCCAGCCACAGCAGCCUGGACCCGCGGCUGAGCCUGGAAUCAAGAGCGAGUUCGGUCGCAUGUUCUCUGGCAUCGGCAGCGGCGUGGGUAACAUGGGCAUCCCCAGCUCCAUGGCGGGGGCGUCGCAGCAGUCGCAGCAGUCGCAGCAGUCGCAGCAGCCUCAGCAGUCGCAGCAGCCGCAGCAGGGCCCGUACACCAGCGCCGCGCUCGUCAGGCGCGAGGACGCCGAGGGCCCUGACUCGGGGACCGACGUGCCCGUCAAGGGACCUGGGAGGGGAAGGAGAAGAAAGGUCAAGGACGAGGAGCCGCGCGCCGACGACGACAGCACCGGAAGGCUCACGCCCGGACCCAAGGCUAAGCGCACCAAGGCACACCCGCACCACCAUCAGUACGUCCAACCGAGUCGCCCGCCCGGUGGGGACCUCUCAGCUAACCAUCGCAGCCACCACCACCACCACCACCAUCGUGCAGACGAGGCGACAGCCUCCCAGAACAACGCACCCUUCCGCAACACCACAACUAAGCCAGGCGCCGCCGCAGUCGCAGCCUCACCACCCUCGGCAGCGGAGAAGGCGUUCGGCGCCGCGACCGGUGCGCCCGUCCCGCACUAUCACCAUCACCACCACCACCACCAUCACCACGCGGGCCGGACGGGAACGGCAGCUCAGGCACCCAAGCAGCAACAGCAGCAGCAGCAGCAGCCCCAGGAGCCAGCAGCGCCGCAGAUCCCGCCCAGGACGAAGACGACCAUCAUCUCCAAGGAGGUGCGAGAGGCUGCGGCCAAGCACAAGCGUCAGCACCUAGGCGACUUCAUCUACGAGGCGGUGCUCAAGCCGCAGCGGCUGCUCCCGACAACACCUAUCCACCGCGGCUUCUCGUCGAACCCGAAGCCGCUGCCGUGGGACGUGAUCCGCGACAAGAUCAACUGCGUGCUGACAGUCAAGGUACCGCGGGUGCAUCUGUCGGCCGCGUCGCGGGAGGAGAUCACGGCGCGCGGCUUCCUGUGGGGCACAGACGUGUACACGGACGACUCGGAUGUGGUGGCGGCGUGCAUCCACGGUGGGUGGAUCCGCGGUGAGUGGAAUGACGACGUGGAUGUCUCGAUGCUGGAUCUGGGAUCCGACGAGGAGAAGCAACAGCAGCAGCCGGUGCGGAGCAAGGCGCGCACGGCGGCGGCGGCGGCGGCGGCGGCGGCGGCAGCAGAUGCCAUCUCGACGGCCGCGCAGUCGGAGCAGCUCAUCACGUCGCCACCCGUCUCGGGCCCGAUGAGCAUCCCGCCGGACCGCGACCUUCACGUCAACGUGGUGGUGCUGCCUCGCCUGGCGCGCUACGGCUCUACGACGCGCUUCGGCAUCACGAGCCGCGAGUUCGGCAGCGCGACGGACUACUGCGGCACGCGCCACUCUGGCCAUGACGGCCUCAGCUACACCAUCCAGGGCAUCCGGUGGGUCGAGAACGGCGCACAGCCGCAGGCCAGGCUGCGCGGCAAGGCUAGGCGGGAGCGCAUGCGCAAGGCCAUGCGCGAGGUACGCAUCAGCGCCGCGCACAACUCCGUCGCCCUUCCUGUUGCCCUCACGUCCUCUGAUACCACCACCAUCAACAACAACAACAACAACAAUAACAAUGCUUCGUCUCUGGGGAACUGGCGACGUAAAGACGUCGUGACUGCUUCUCCUGCCACCGACGGUGCUGCUGCUGCUACCGCUCACACCAUUCCCAAUAGCGGUGCUUCCGUUGCCGGUGUAGCUGUUGACGGUGCAGUCCGGGAAAGGGAGAGGGAUGAGAAGCGUGCUGCUAGCGAAGGGGAUAAGGAGAAUAUACGUGCAGAGGAUGAUGUUGAAAUGGGGGAGGCGUCGACGGUGAAGGAAGGAUAG